Haliotis rubra (blacklip abalone) is the source of this 1920-nucleotide messenger RNA. Its product is annotated as caspase-2-like. NCBI's taxonomy places the organism in Eukaryota, Metazoa, Mollusca, Gastropoda, Lepetellida, Haliotidae. Bases 233 to 1597 code for a protein of 454 amino acids. The transcript is spliced from 10 exons. The record is from RefSeq and is a predicted model, not a curated record. Gene Ontology annotation, biological process: regulation of apoptotic process; proteolysis. Gene Ontology annotation, molecular function: cysteine-type endopeptidase activity.
UUGUUUCGGUUUACAGCUUCGUAAGGAUUGUGCUUGCAGUUCGACAUUUGACACUUGACGCCCUGUACUCUACGUAACUGUAAACAAGCAAACAUGUAGAGGUGUAGCAGGCUGACCAACGUACAGUGCAUGGAUCUACCCGGUGUACAUGUUUUGACGUGCUAGCUGUUCCGUUGUUACAGGGCAGCUUGUAACAGACUUGACUCAUCUCCACUAAAACAAAUGUCAUCCCAUGAUGGAUGACAAGCACAAGAAUAUCCUGCGUGUGAAUCGCACAAAGUUGUUGGAGGAAAUGUAUAACUUCAAGAACAUCAUCGACAAGCUGAUAGAGAAGGGAACAUUGAACAAUAGUCUGAAAGACAACAUAAUGUACGCAGGCAACCCUACUGACAUAAAAAGAGAACUGCUGGACUGUUUGCCUCGGAGAGGACCAGGAGCAUUCGAAGAGUUUUACGAAGCCCUUAUUGAGUCGGACAACGGACAUGUGGCAGAUAUUCUGAAACCUGAACAAGCUAAAUCAAGAAAAGCUCAGGAACAAAAGCGCCGCCAAGUCCACCGUCCAAUCCAGGAGUCCCACCCGGAUGACCACCUUGAUGAUGACCUUCCAGCUGUGUGGCCAGAUGAGAAUUACAACCCCCUGGUUGUGAAAGUUCAAGAGGCCAGCGGAGACCCCUACAUGCUGAGUAAUUUCAGGAAGUCUGCGGAACCCAGAAGUACGGUGUACAGUAUGCAGAAACAACCGAGAGGCCUGGUACUGAUUAUCAGCAAUGAAGACUUCUCACAAGCCCGGAAGAAUGAGGAAGCGAAAAACCUUGAGGACCGGAAAGGAUCAGAAACUGAUGCCACAUCUUUGGAUGUGUUAUUUCAACAGUUGCAUUUCAAAACUGUCAUUCAUAAGAAUCAAACAAAAGAAGGUAUCAUGAAGAUAGUCCAAGACCUGCAGGAGGACUUGAAGCAGGAGCAGCAGGAGUGUUUCAUCUGCUUCCUGUUGUCCCAUGGCACCGGUGGGGGAGUAUUUGGCGUUGAUGGUAAAGUGGCAGAAGUCAAGGAAAUCACCACACUCUUCGACAACGAGCACUGCAAACCCCUAGCAGGAAAACCCAAACUGUUCUUUAUCCAAGCAUGUCGUGGAAACAAGAGUGACAUGGGUGUGGUCCUGCCCCCCGACCAGCAGGAAGACCCCCAAAAUGAUGAUGUGAGACUCCGAGAGCAGGUCAAAGACAGGGAGAGCCUGUUGAAGUCCUUUAAUGGUAUGGCAGUUUCCCAGCCAACUGAUACUGUGCCGGACGCAUGCGCUGAGAUGAAGGUGCCGAAAGGAGCAGAUAUCUUUGUGGCCUUUGCAACAACACCAGAUUACGUGUCGUUUCGCAACACACAGCGGGGGACAUGGUUUGUGCAGGCUAUCACCUAUAUCUUCCAGCGAUUCGCCUACCGGAAGGACCUGUCAGACAUGAUGACUAAGGUGAAUCUUCUGGUUACCCGUGGCAACAUGAUGCAGGUAACUCAGUGCGAGACAACGUUGCGGAAAUCCCUCUACUUCUUCCCAGGACUCAACAAGAAUGAUAACGACAUCCAGCCAGUGCAGGCGUCAGACUGAUUUGGACAUUCAAACUUGAUCUCACAAUUUUAUCCAUAUAAAACAUUAUAUUCGAAGUGAUGGGUUUGGAAACAUUCACUUCUUACACAUUUGUUCCUUGAUGCUUCAUUUAUUGCAGGAAAUGUUUCAAGUUUAACCGUGUCUGUUUUGUUGUCAGUCUGAGCGAUGUGAGCUACAGAGCCACAGCAUUGAUCCGUAUGUUACUAUUCAUAGUUUACGAUAGAGUAAAAACUACCAUCAGUCAUCAUGGUGUUUAACACUGGCCAGGAAUCAGUAGUUGUCUCAUAUCACCCAAUAGAUCAGUCAAACUGUAUCAGUAUUUC